AUGGAAAAUAUUAGCAAUUUUCUGGAUGCUAUCAAAGCAUAUGGUGUGCCAGAAAUCUCUUGCUUUCAAACUGUUGAUUUGUAUGAAAACAAGCAGUGUUACAAAGUGAUCGAAUGUCUUAGAGCGCUGGCUGCUGUUGUGAGUCACUUUUUAUGCGUUUUCGCUGUGUAG
This is a messenger RNA of Gongylonema pulchrum, 171 nucleotides long. Lineage: Eukaryota; Metazoa; Nematoda; Chromadorea; Rhabditida; Gongylonematidae. The record is from the annotation of a GenBank genome assembly.